AUGGCCCGUUCACAAGCCCAGGACGUCAUUCGAUGUCAAUACUGCGAGGACGAUCCCGCUGUCUUCCACUGUGUUCCGUGUGGAGAUGAACUCUGUCCUCCAUGUAAACUCUUCCAUCUUAAAAGUAAAGUUCCCUCUGGGCACAACAUCAUCCGUCUGUCUGAGAGACUUCAUCCAACCAAUCAGAUCAAAAUGUGUGACGUCCACUCAACUAAAGCAUAUGAAGCUUGUUGUAAAGAUUGCCAAGUCCCAGUGUGUAUUACAUGCAUUCAGGAAGUACACAGCGAACACGCCAUCGGGAAGAUACAAGAACUUUACGAGAAACAAAAGACCGAAACUGCCGACGAACUGACAAAGAUGAAGACACAGUUGAAAUCGGAGAUUAUUCAGAGAAUAAAAGAUUUCAAAUUAGGAAAAAAUGAAAUAAAGAGCGCCCAUGAGAACGUACGAGAGAAAAUGAAGAAACAAGCUCAGGAUCUUAUAGAUCAUAUCAGAGUCAUUUUGAAGGAAGCCUUGCAUGAAUCUGAGAAAGAUGAGAGAAAAACUAGAGAGGAAAUAUCCAGACAUAAAGCGGAGGCUGAGAAAUUUGAACAAAACUUGGAUCAACUGAUUGAGAAAUUUGAAACUCUCACAAUUGGUCAGAUCAACAAAUCUCAAAAUAAGCAUCAGUUUGGCAAGUUCAUGGCAGGUAAGGUUCACUAUGUUAAAUCACUUGAUGAAAACUCACAACAUAUAUUGCCAUCUUUGUCUGCAAGGGGGAGUACAUCCAACAAAAGAGUACUGGGGCGUUCAGUAAAAAUAAGCAAAACGAAAACUCAAAUGAAAAAGCUAUAUCACGUGAGUUGUCGUGAUGAGAGAUCAGCGUACAUCAGUGGUGAUGGUCCUGGAAUACAACUGAUAGACAGGUCAGGGACAGAGCUGGAUAACAUCAGUACUGACAGAGAACCAGAAGGACUGGCUGUGAUGAAGGAGGGAAGUCUGAUUUACUCUGACCAAGACAAUAAAGUUAUCUAUAGAGUGUCACUCAAUAAACAGAAAACAAAACUUAUAAAUGCUGAGUAUGGUCCUAGAGGACUGUGUUGUACCAGGUCAGGUGAUAUCCUGGUCUGUAUGGGUUUUUCGCUUAUAAUUUAUACAGCGAGAGUGGUUAAGUACAGCAGCAGUGGGAGGAAGAUCCAGGAAUUCCAGACAGAUCAGAACGGGGAGGGACUUUUUAUUCAUCCAAGGCUUGUCUGUGAGAAUGUUAAUGAGGAUAUCUGUGUUACUGAUUGGAAUUUAUGUAAAGUGGUCGUGCUGAACAAGGGUGGAAGUCUUAGAUUUAAAUAUGAGGGGAAUGUCCCGUCAAGGAUGUUAAAAGCCACGUUUAAUCCGCAUGGUGUGGCUACCGACAGUCUGGGUCACAUCCUUAUCGCAGACAGAGCCAAUAACACCGUACACCUAAUCAGCCAGGACGGGGAUUUCCUGUCUUACAUCCUGACAGAGGAUGAUGGGAUAUCACAACCGUACGGGAUCUCUGUGGACACGUCCGACAAUCUGUGCCUUGUGGAACAAGACAAAGCCUGUGUCAAAGUGUAUCAGUAUCUGUCAUAA
Saccostrea cuccullata (small rock oyster) is the source of this 1590-nucleotide messenger RNA. RefSeq lists its product as uncharacterized. Gene Ontology annotation, molecular function: zinc ion binding; protein binding; ubiquitin protein ligase activity. NCBI's taxonomy places the organism in Eukaryota, Metazoa, Mollusca, Bivalvia, Ostreida, Ostreidae. The coding region runs from base 1 to 1590 and encodes 529 amino acids. Gene Ontology annotation, biological process: protein monoubiquitination. The transcript is spliced from 2 exons. The record is from RefSeq and is a predicted model, not a curated record.